AUGGCGAAUGGAGGUUUCCCUUUUCAAAUGCCGAUGCUCACAAAGAACAACUAUGAUAAUUGGAGUAUCAAGAUGAAGGCGCUACUAGGAUCUCAAGAUGUGUGGGAUGUCGUUGAGAAAGGCUUCAAGGAGCAAGAUGAAGCCUCACUAAGUCAAGAUACUUUUGAGAAGAUAUCCAACGCAACGACGGCCAAAGAAGCAUGGGACAAGCUUCAAACUUGCAACAAAGGAGUUGAGCAGGUAAAAAAGAUUCGUCUUCAAACUCUUAGAGGUGACUUUGAACGUUUGUUUAUGGAGGAGUCCGAGUCAAUUUCUGAUAAUUUUUCUCGAGUAUUAGCCGUAGUCAAUCAACUUAAAAGAAAUGGUGAAGAUGUUGAUGAUGUGAAAGUCAUGGAGAAAAUACUUCGCACUUUAAAUCCGAGUUUUGACUUCAUUGUUAUCAACAUUGAAGAAAAUAAGGAUUUAAAGACCAUGACCAUUGAGCAACUCAUGGGUUCCUUACAAGCAUAUGAAGAAAAACAAAAGAGAAAAACUAAACAAAAGGAGGCUAUAGAGAAACUACUACAACUCAACAUAAAGGAAGCAAACUAUGUAAACUACAAGAGCCAAAGAGGACGAGGUCGUGGCCAAGAUCGUGGCCAAGAUCGUGGACGUGGACGAGGACUUGGAGAAGAAGAAAGAGGAGGUUACAAAAACUACUCUAACAACUUCAACAAUGGAGAAAGAAGUUGGAAUCCACAAGCGACAAGAGGUCGUGGAAGAGGAAAUUCAUGGUCGAGGUACGAAAAAUCACAAAUCAAGUGCUUCAACUGCAACAAGAUUGGUCACUAUGCAUCCGAGUGUAGAUUCUUGAAGAAGGUUGAAGAGAAAGCUAACUUUGUAGAAGAAAAAGGUGGAGAAGAAGAAACUUUGCUACUCGCAUGUUAA
Molecule: messenger RNA, 927 nt
Organism: Vicia villosa (hairy vetch)
Lineage: Eukaryota; Viridiplantae; Streptophyta; Magnoliopsida; Fabales; Fabaceae
Exons: 2
Coding region: 1-927 (308 amino acids)
Molecular function (GO): nucleic acid binding; zinc ion binding
Source: RefSeq, a predicted model, not a curated record